UGAGGAGCGAGAGCUGGCAGUGAGGCCCUAUGUUGAGCCCAACUUAAUCAUAGACUUGGAAAGGCUGCCAGAUGUAUCACAGCAGCAGCCAGAACACAGCACAGCUGCCCCUGCAAAACCAGGCAGCGCUACUCACUCUGGUAGGCGGGAGACGAGGCUAGGUUUCUGUGCCUCACUCCAUUCUACAUCCGCACACACACAAACACAAUUGGCAGAGAGGAGCAUGCCUCAUUCGGUGCUUUGAAGUUAUGGAGUUGGACAACGCGGCCGAACUGGAGAGCUACAAUGAGCUCCCUCCUGAGAGGGUUGGCCGCAGGCGCAGUAUGCCGGGCAGCGCUCUGGACAAGUGCACCUCCAUAGAGCCAUCCACCUCCACCUCCUUCAAAGUCACGGGUUUCCUGAGUCGCAGACUGAAGGGUUCCAUCAAACGCACCAAGAGCCAACCCAAGCUGGACCGCAACAGCAGCUUCAGAAACAUCUUGCCGGGCUUCAAAACCGCAGACAAUGACAGAUCCCAUCUGAUGCCGAGGCUGAAGGAAUCACGGUCUCAUGAAUCGUUGUUCAGCCCCAGCAGUGCAGUAGAAGCUUUGGAUCUCAGCAUGGAGGACGAGGUGUUGAUCAAACCGGUGCACAGCAGUAUCCUGGGCCAGGACUACUGCUUCGAGGUAACCACUUCCACUGGAACAAAAUGCUUUUCAUGUCGGUCAUCCGCCGAGAGGGACAAAUGGAUGGAGAACUUAAGGAGAGCUGUAAAUCCAAACAAGGACAACAGUCGGCGUGUGGAGAACCUGCUGAAAAUGUGGAUUAUUGAGGCCAAGGACCUUCCAGCCAAGAAAAGGUACUUCUGUGAGUUGUGUCUGGACGACACGCUUUACGCACGGACUACCUGCAAACUCAAAACAGACAAUGUGUUCUGGGGAGAGCACUUUGAGUUCAACAACUUACCUGCCAUCAAAAGUGUCACCGUCCACCUGUACAAGGAGACUGAUAAAAAGAAAAAGAAGGACAAGAACAGCUAUGUGGGCCUGGUCAACAUUCCCACCGGCGCCGUCACGGGACGCCAGUUUGUGGAGAAGUGGUACUCUGUGAGCACGCCCAACCCGAACAAAGGGAAAACUCCCGGACCUAUGAUUCGGCUCAAGUCGCGGUACCAGAGCAUGAGCAUCCUGCCUAUGGAGUCAUAUAAGGAGUUUGCGGAGUACAUUACCAAUAACUACAUGCUGAUGUGCUCCAUCAUGGAGCCUGGCCUCAGUGUGAAGAACAAGGAGGAGAUGGCCAGUGCCCUGGUGCACAUUCUACAGAGCACCGGCAAGGCUAAGGACUUCCUGACUGACCUGAUGAUGUCAGAAGUGGAUCGCUGUGGGGAGAACGAACACCUGAUCUUCAGGGAGAACACUCUGGCCACCAAAGCCAUCGAGGAGUACCUUAAACUGGUGGGGCAGAAGUACCUGCAGGACGCACUAGGCGAGUUCAUCAAGGCCCUGUACGAAUCAGACGAGAACUGUGAGGUGGACCCGGGGAAGUGUUCCUCAGGAGACCUCCCUGAGCACCAGAGCAACCUGAAGAUGUGCUGUGAGCUGGCCUUUUGCAAGAUCAUCGACUCCUACCGUGUUUUUCCGCGGGAGCUGAAGGAGGUGUUUGCCUCGUGGAGGCAGGAGUGCAGCAGUCGGGGCCGGCCGGACAUCAGCGAGCGUCUGAUCAGCGCCUCCCUGUUCCUGCGCUUCCUGUGUCCGGCCGUCAUGUCCCCGUCGCUUUUCAACCUGAUGCAGGAGUACCCAGACGACCGCACCGCGCGAACCCUCACGCUCAUCGCCAAGGUCACACAGAACCUCGCGAACUUCACCAAGUUUGGUAACAAGGAGGAGUACAUGUCCUUUAUGAACCACUUCCUGGAGCACGAGUGGACAAACAUGCAGCGCUUCCUGCUGGAGAUCUCCAACCCAGAGACCAUCUCCAACACGGCAGGGUUCGAGGGUUACAUCGACCUGGGCCGCGAGCUCUCCACCCUGCACUCCCUGCUGGCCGAGGCAGUCUCUCAGCUGGACCAGAGCACAGCCUCUAAGCUUGGUCCACUGGCACGUAUCCUGCGGGACGUGAACUCAGCACUGACCAACCCGUCUGGGGUCCAGGUGUCUACCCCCACGGAGCGUAUGGGCUCCCCCCCCCUUCCCCUCCCCCUGGCAGGCUGCAGCCUCUCCACCGGCCUGCCUCUCCACAAGAUGGUCAUGGACAGCGAGCUUUCUGGGUUGGUUGAUUUUACGAGGCUACCGUCGCCAACCCCAGAGAACAAGGACCUAUUCUUUGUGACGCGGAACUCUGGCAUCCAGCAGUCUCCAGCCAGAAGCUCCAGUUACUCGGAGGCCAACGAGGCUGAGGUGCAGCUCCCCAAUGGCAGCAAGAGUCUAUCAAUGGUGGACCUGCAAGAUAGCCGCAGCCUGGAGAGUACCCCUGGCCCCCGCCCUGCCUCCCCCAGCGACAUGCUCCUCAAUGAAUGCCAGUCCCCCGUCGCCCCUGGGCCAGGGGGCUGGGCCGCCCGCACCCCUCAGGGCAUUAUCCCCGGCCCCGGCCCCGGACCCACCCUCAGGAGAAUGGUUCAGACCCCCACCAACCCUAGCACAGAGAGCAGCACCCUAGGUCCAGGGAGGCCCUCCCAGCUCCUGGCCCCGCUUUCAUUCCAGAACCCCGUUUACCAGAUGGCCACGGGCAUGACCAUGAGCAUGUCCCCGCGGGGCCCCCUGGCCGAUUCAGGCUCCGAGGGCCACAGCUCUCACAGCUCUCAGGGCAACAACACAGAGGAUGCCCCCAAGCACCAGGGGGUAUUCCUCACCCAAGGGGUUGCAGUCGGGAGCGGGGGAGGCAGCAGCAGUGAGGAGUUUGCGCGGCGCUCAGGGGAGUUCACGACCCGCCGCCAGCUGUCCCUCAUGGAACCCCCGCGGCAGAACAGCUCCGGUCCCCAGCGCAGGAUAGACCAGCCCCCUCCGCCCGUCACCAGGGGCAGGACGCCGCCAAACAUGCUCCAGACGGCCUACCCUGGGCCGCGGCCCUCCAGCGGCAGCAUGAUGUCAUCAUCUCCCGACUGGGGGCCCAGUGGCGGCACCCGGUUGAGACAGCAGUCGUCCUCAUCCAAAGGGGACAGUCCUGAGACCAAGCAGCACACCCUGCACAAAGCCCCCUCCCCUGUGAACCCCAAUGCUCUGGACCGCACUGCUGCCUGGCUGUUGAAUAUGAAUGUGCAGUAUUUAGACCAUGAGGGAGUUGACCCAGAUACCAAGCACAGGGAAGACCUUCGAAACAAAGAGGAGCUCACUCAAACUGAAAAGUACCAGCAGGAGAUCGCCAUCCUGCAGGACAAGCUGCGUCUGUCAGCCAAGAAGCUGGAGGAGUAUGAGUGUCACCUGAAGGGCCAGGACGAGCAGACCCAGACAAUGCUGCUGGAGUACCAGGCACGCCUGGAGGACACGGAGGAGCGCCUGCGCCGGCAGCAGGACGACAAGGAGCUCCAGAUGAAGAGCAUCAUCACCAGGCUGAUGUCUGUUGAGGAGGAACUGAAGAAAGAUCAUUCGGAUAUGCAAUCGAUAGUGGACUCAAAACAGAAGAUCAUUGAAGCCCAGGAGAAACGCAUCGCCUCUCUGGACUCGGCCAACGCCCGCCUGAUGAGCGCUCUGACCCAGCUGAAGGAGCGCUACAGCAUGCAGACCCGUAACGGCAUCUCCCCCACCAACCCCAGCAAACUCCAGAUCACUGAGAACGGAGAGUUCAGGAACAGCAGCAACUGCUAGGGAUGGGGAGAGGGCCUCGCCCAACUCAAUAACACUUGGGCUAGGGGAGAGACGAGAAUAUGGCCCACACCCAGUCACUCUCUGGAGAAACGUGUUCAUACUGAACAAAUCCAUUAUUUUCAAUGGAUGAGGUCAUGAUGACAUAAGGAGUAGACUGACUAUGAAGCUGUUGCUGAACAAUAUAAAGGAAUUCAUCAGAUUGACUUGAAAGUUAUAAUGUCUACAACACCUGGCUGCAUGACGUCCCAGACUCUCUAUCCCAGUACAUUAACAACAUUGUAACAAAUAAGAUGGGAAUAGGUUGCACUGUUAUCUUGGAAAGAGCCUGUUUUGAAGUGAUUUGAACCACCAAGCUUCAGAAUGUUUCAGAUUUCUCAUGUACCCGUAUCAUUUUCAGUCACCGCGUAGAAAUAGCACAGGUUGCUAAAAGAGGACGCUCCUUUAUGGAUCCUACACCUUUUUAGAGCGCACUUGUACCCUACAUGUCCCUCUGACCUACAGUAUACAGUACUAACAUACUCAGCCCGUUUCUUCUGGCAACAGUAUAGUACAACACAAGUGUGUAUAUAUAGUACAUUGUAGCAUCAAUCUUCGAUUUUACUCAAUGGCUGUUUUCUAACCCACUGAUUUUGUUUCAAACUUCAAUAGCAUACAUACAGUAUGUGUUGCCAAGUGAACAACUCUCGAUCAGUGAAAGCCUCCUCUGUUGACCAGCUUUGAAAAACAGAGCUUUGCUGAAAACACAUCCCAAUAGCAAGUGUUUCUGUAUUCUACCUGUAUAUUUUAGGUAUCCCCUUCUUUUCUUACCUCAAAUGAAUUUUUUGCAUGUAUCAUAUCAGGACUACAGUAGCACAACUUGCUAAUUUUGUUUUAAAUUGAUAAUAUUAAGGAAAGAGCUCAACUAUUUAAUGUUUUGCAUACUUUGUAUGUGCUUAAAUAUUUGUCUAUUUAGAGGUUUAAAUGCCUCGGAUAUGUAUAUAAAAUGUUCACAGUAUUUUUAUUGAUUGUUUGGAAUAGUAUCUGUACAGUAAGUGUUCCUUGAAUUAAACUCGGCUGUUCUAAUAUUACAAUUUAAGAGGUUCUGACUAAUUUUGGCUCUACUUCAGUAGACAGUUCACACAUCCUUUGAGCCAUUAUUCCCUUUUCAUACGUAGGUAUUCUUUGUUAAAAAUUCACAAUUUAUUGAUGCUGUUAAAUGAAUGAUAUUGAUAAACAUAGUUUACUGUGUAUUUAAAUGGUUGUGUGUGGGCCAGUCCUAUAUUGUUUGCAGUUUGUCAGUGCUGAAUACAAUAGGACUGAACUCAAAUACCUGGCCACCCCUCUACCCUUGCACUUCUGGAACUUAGCUAAGGACCUUACAAUAUGCACUUUCAACCAACAGAAACACUCUUUAAUUUAGAAUACCUUCUAUCCAAAGUAAAGAACAAAACAUCCAUAUGGGGUUUUAGGCUGUAACUGAGGUAUAAACCAGAUUCAUUGAUAGUUUCAAUUCCCUCUUGUGUUGAUUAAGGGCUCGAUUCAAUCCGUAUCGCGCAUGUUCAGCGCAAUUUACAUUUUUAAAGGCAAUGUUCCAGCGUUCACGGAGUCUGCAUUCUUGGUAAAGAAUGCAAAUGUCGGCUCAAUCGGAAAUGACCUUUACAUUUCAAUUGUGCUAUCGCUCUGAACUAUUGUGAUUCAGGUUUAAUCGAACCCUAAAGCUAUACAAAUGGAGUGGACUCAAAGGCUUUUUGUGUAGUCUUAUUUAAGUUGCAGGUAGCUAAUUUUAGCAACCAUCAAAGGUGGUCUCAACAAAUGGCUUGAUUUCUCAAUUCUGACUUCUGCAAAUUCUCCUGUGAAAACACUAGCGUUCUGCUUUCAUGAAGUUAGAGGCACGUCAAACGGUUCUUAGUGACAUGAAUCACUGUGUCUGGUCUGGAAACGUUCAGCUUAAACAGAAUGAUCAUUUUUAAAGUAAAUUUUAUAAGUGAUGUAAAAUUGUAUGUAUGGUAUGCUCUAAAUUAUGUUUGUUUAUAUCAAUUCCUUAUUUAUUGAAUUUCUAUAUUGUUUUUGAUUUAAUAAAAUGCCCUCGUGAUGGAUUGUUUUGAAGAUGCAGGUAUAAAGAAAAGUAUGCUUUCUGGUAGAAAUGUGCUCCUAAUUCCCUCAAGUGGUCUUACUACACCCAACCUGCUCAGUCAAGAGAAAAUGUCUUUAGAGGGUUUCAAUUGAUUUUCUCUUUCAAAGCCAAAGGUGCAUCUAUCCCGCGAUGAUGUUAUUUUAUUGAAAGGAAAUAGUAUAUACUGCACCAGAAACCACAGAUCAAUUCACAAUAUUGUGCAUCUUCAUGGUCUCCCAGUUCUUUUAGGGAGGUUUUUCAACCAUUUUGCAAGAAGAGUGACUUACCAAAACUAUUCUCUUUUCCUUGCUCUAUAUAAUACUGAACAAUAUUUUGCCACUGCAAACUCAUAACUUUUGUAUGAAUGUUAAAAUAAUAAUUUGAUUUGUGUAAAUGGUAACAAGAAUAGGUCAACUAAAGUGUAUGUAAUUUAUGUACAAAUUCAACUAGACUUAUUAAAGAUUUAUUUCGUUAUUUUAA
Messenger RNA from Salvelinus sp. IW2-2015, 6351 nucleotides. Its product is annotated as disabled homolog 2-interacting protein-like. NCBI's taxonomy places the organism in Eukaryota, Metazoa, Chordata, Actinopteri, Salmoniformes, Salmonidae. The record is from RefSeq and is a predicted model, not a curated record. Gene Ontology annotation, biological process: regulation of GTPase activity.